AUGCAGGUUGGAAUGUGUCUGCUCUGGGCGACCUGGCUCUAUACCUGGGCGGAAGGGUCACGCCAGUGUCAGUGCCAAUGCACCUGUCUACCUGAGCCGGGAUUGGCCAAGGGGUCAAAGACACAGGUGAAGGAUCAUAAGGAGCAUGUCCGUCAUCGUUUGGAGCACCGGCAGCAUCAGCCUCAUAGGGACAGGCCACACUGGAGAAAAGGUAAGCACCCCCCUUCCUGCAAUUAGGCAUCAUAUUGAUAAUGCAGUACUGAUUAGGUAAUGUAUAUUUGAUCAACUAUCGGUGUAUUCAAAAAUAGUACAGAAUGACAUCACCAAGUUUGCAAUCAAAGUCUAAUAAGUGUUGGUCCCAUACAUAUUUUGUAUCCAAUUAACUACUUAUGUACAGUUAAAUACAUACGAAAAAUGAUCAGUUAUAUAUGAAUUAUGCAAGCUUUUCAUUUGCAUGUUAAGUGUAUUAUUUAUUUGUAGAGUGAGACAGCUAUGCCUGCCCCAAGCUGUUAUGAGAAUCAUUGCACUCAGCAUGUGUCCUAGUGUGUGGACCAAUGCGUGACAUCUUUAAGAUGGAAAACACAAAAACAUGUAUUGGACGAUUGAUAGAAAACCAGUAUGAGGCGACUUGGGUCAGAUUCAUCCGAGUUUACUCUUGUUCCUGUAUUGGCAUCAAAAUCCCUGCUGUUUCCUGUUGAUAAAGCUUACAUUUACAAAUACUUUUAACCGUCUUUGUUUCUAAGGUCUGAGCUGAGGAUCUAGUGAUGCAAACAUUUUGGGGGUUGCAAUUUAGCUAUUUCUCUUCUGGUUGAGAAUAUGUGAAUUGACCUGGAAGAAGUUCAAAUACCUUAACAAUAAUUUAUCCUCAGUGGAAUUACUUUUCGUGAUCUCUGACCUGGCUUUCGGUGUGUAACUAUACAAAUGAUAUAGCACUGGAUUGGUUCUAUUUUGAGAUAUACUUGUGUAUUGUGGCUUCAAGAGAUUGCAAGUAUAUACUGUAUCUUUCUAGCUUCUUUUCAAAGGACACUUCAAAAUCUUUUGACAUUAAGUCCCUCUUUUUUAACAUUAUUUUUCUCAUUCCAUUCAUCCCUCUCAUCCAUUCAAACACUUAAUUGACCUUUGGAACUUUGACAUGCAAAGAGGUCAAUUUUUUUAAGCAAUCCCUCAGCACAUAUUUAACCCAACAUAAUUUCCAUGCCUUGUGUUUAGAGCGAGCCAUCCUUCUUCAGCCUCUCUAAACCUUUUGUUACCAUCUAGCACGAGUUGUUGGAUCAAUAUAAGCAUCCGUGACCUCGACUGGGCCUUUUUAGACUGAAACAAUGGCCGGUUCACUAAACAACACUUUAUUUAUGUGUUCUUUGGGAGGUAAUGAACGAUUAGUUACCGGAGUGUAACUCCAGUUCUAUGAGUGGAGCGGAGCCCCAUAGGGGAGCUCUGCUCCUAUUGGUUCACCCACUGCCCUAAGGCAGCAUCAGCCUGAGACAAAAUUAUGCACACACCUGCAGCCAAUAGGAGUACAGGUGUCCCUAUAAGAGGGGAUGCCUCCCCUCAAUCAGCCUCCCGAGAAAUUAUCUUCAGCGAGACUAGAGAGGGUCGGCAGGGCCUUAAGUCCUAUGGGGCUCCGCUCCACUCAUAGAACUGGAGUUACACUCCGGUAACUAAUCGUUCUAUAUCGUGGAGCUCCGCCCCAUAGGGGAGCUCUGCUCCUAUUGGUUUAAGGCGCAGCGUAGCGCUCCAAAAUGUACUCCCUGCCGAGCCCAACACUUCCCAUCAAAUGAAAAGGUCAGGCCUAGCAAUGGCUGCAACCAAUUCCCGCAGUACUGUAACCACUGUACCCAUACAGGCGUCACAAUAUACCGCGUCAUCGGUUAAAGACCCGCCCCACCUAGUCCAAUGGCAACACCAAUGACUAGUGGGCAGAUCACCAGAAUACAGGCCAUACUAAUCUGAACUAGCAGAUAGAUGUUACCUCAGUAUCCUGUUACAAUACUACCGACCACUAAUGGAAUGACACAAAGUGUCACUCUACAUUGUGUACACGGUAGUCCGCCUCACUCAAUCAAUGGACCCCAGAGAUUAGUGGGCAGAUCCCAGAACAUGAUUCAUACUAAUCUGAACAAGCAGAUAGAUGACAUCACAUUCCGUCCAAUUGUCAUGACCGGUCUAACAGUAUCGUAACCCAGGUUACUACUAUUAUCCCUCAUCAUCCCGCCUCACUCCAGUGAAACACUGGUGGGCAGAUCAAUACAUGACCUCUACUGUACUGAACCUGUCAGUCAGGAGUCAUGCCAAAAAUAUGUCCUUCUAUUGGAAGCGGACCUUAUAGAGACCCUGUCUCCACAGUCCUGCAUUCCUCUCUUCCUAGCUCAAAGUCUCCCUUCAGCCACGCUGAGUACAGACUGAGCCAAAGAGUUAGAAGACAUAUCCAAGAGAUAGAAACGGAUAAAUGGAGACGGUGUUGACCAUGACGCCGCUCUACAUAUAUCCUCUACCCCUGUUCCUCUGAAAAGGGCAGUAGAAGCUGCUACUCCACGAGUGGAGUGAGCUCUGAUACCCUGAGGCAACUGUCGCCCUGCUGCCUCAUAAGCUGUCUCAAUGCUCUCACAGAGCCAAUGAGACAGACGCUGUUUCGAAAGUGGUCUACCUAGUGCAGCCGCACCAUGACACACAAACAGCUGAGGCGAUGACCUAAUCGCUGCUGUGCGCUCAACGUAACACGCCAAGGCGCGUACUGGGCACAGGCGAUGGAGCCUUUCUUCACUCCUCUCUCUAUGAGGAGGAGGAGAAAAAGCCCACAGCUCCACGGUCUGUGAUCUAUAUGAACUCCUAAUAACCUUCGGCACAAAUGCCGGGUUAGGACGUAACACCGCUCUGCUCAGAUCGCCAUUAAUGGCCAGGCAGUCGGGUCUCGUCGAAAGAGCACAUAAAUCACUAACAUGCUUAGCCGUAGUCAAAGCGAGCAACAGCGCUGUCUUCAAAGACAGCAUCUUGAGGGGUAUUUGAUUCAAUGGCUCGAACGGCGACUUACAUAGCGCUUCGAGUACCAAAGCCAAAUCCCACUGAGGAAGCGUGGCUCUAGGUGUUGGCCUAAGCUGCUGUGUUCCUAAUAGGAAACGUUUCACUAGAGGGUGGCUAAAGACAUUGUCUCUGCCAAACCCCUCAUGACAAGCUGAAAUCGCCGCUGCAAACACCUUAAUGGUGGCGGGCGAUCGCUGCUUGUCAAAUAUAAGCUGUAGGAAAGAGAGAAUACUCUCAACCUGACAGCUCAUGGGGUCUACACCUUGUGUGACACACCAUUGUGAAAACACGUUCCAUCUACUGGCGUACAUCUUAGAAGUGGAACUGGCACGUGAACCCUGUAUGGUCCUGAUCACCGCAUCAGAUAACCCACGGCGCUCUAGCCUGUCCCUCUCAGCAGCCAGGCCUUCAGUGGUUGGCCGAUUAUGGGCAACCGCCCCAUCGUGCCCCCCGCCUGAGACAACGCGUCCCGUCGAUGUGGAAUUGGCCAAGGUGGCGCAAUCAACAUCUGACUCAUCUCCGCAAACCAAGGAGCCCCUGGGCGAUCGGGGGCUACCAGUAUCACUGACAGCCCUCCUGAUCUCACCCUGGCUAACAGUGGGAGAAUGCAGGACAGCGGAGGGAAUGCAUACAGAAGAACUCUCGGCCACCGGUGAUGCGCAAAGGCGUCUCUUCCUAGUGGCGGUUCUUCCUGUUCCCUUAGAGAGAACCAUAGGGGACAUUAAGCGUUCACACGUGACGCGAAUAGAUCCACCUCGGCUCUCCCGAACUGUUCCCAAAUUUGGAGAACAAUGUCCGGAUGCAGACACCACUCGUCGUCUCGAGGACCCCCUCUUGACAUGAGGUCUGCUCCUACGUUCAAGUAGCCCGGAAUGUGUGCUGCUCCCAAUGAGCGAAGGUGCUCGUGAGCCCACAGCCACAAUUCCUCUGCCGCCCGAUGGAGAGCAGGAGACCUGACUCCUCCCUGGCGAUUUAUGUGGGCUACUGUGGUCCGGUUGUCUGACCCAGACCAGCACAUCGCGACCCCGAAGGGUAGACGCGAAGUGGGUCAAAACCAGUCAAACCGUUUCCAACUCCAAGAGGUUGAUGUGGCGACUCGAAGGAGGCCACACACCUCCUAUCGCUUGGGUCUGACAUGUCCCUCCCCAUUCCGUCAGAGACGCAUCUGUGAACACUGGGAUGUAAGAGGACACUUUGCCUAUCGGGACUCCGUGCGUGAGAACGCGCAGGUUUCUCCAAUAGUUCAGAUCUGCACUGAGCGAGAGGGGAACCACCACCAACCGAUGACGUUGACGCAACGGGUCUAGUCUCAGUUGGGCGAACCAUCGCUGCAUCCUGUGCAUGUGCAGGAGUCCCAGCGGAACCACAGAGUGGGCUGACGACAUGAGACCCAAGAGUGACAUGAUCGACAGUGCCGUCACUGUGUGAUUCGGACGACACUUCCUCAGGGCUAGCAACAAGGCUACCCUUCGGGGGUCCGAAAUUCGAGCCCUCAUCAUUACAGUGUCUAGCUGACAAUCUGAUGACUGGGCCAGGGCGUGCUCUUUUUCCAAUUCACAGUGAAUCCCAGACGUGUGAGAUGAAUCACUGUGUUGUGUGAGUGAUCGCCAGCUCUGCUGACGGGGCGAGAACCAGUAGGUCGUCUAGGUAGGCUAGUAGCCGUAUUCCCUGACGACGCAACGGUUCCAAUGCCGCCUCCACACACUUGGAAAACGUGCGAGGUGCCAGGGCGUACCCGAAUGGCAUCCUCGUGUAUUCGUACGCCACCCCUUGAAAGGAGAAUCGCAGAAACUUCCUGUGACGCGGCUGUACCGGCACAUGAAAGUACGCAUCCUUUAGGUCUAUGCUCGUACAAAAGUCUCCUUUCUGGACACAUUCCAGCAGACGUUUUGUCGUUAGCAUUCGAAAGGGCCAUUUGGUUACGCUCUCGUUGAGAAUGCGUAAAUCCAAUAUUGGCCUCAUUCCCCCCGUAUUUUUUGGCACUAGGAAGUAGGGCGAAUAUAGCCCCUUGUUCCUUUGCUCCUGGGGAACCACUGUGACCGCCUCCUUCGCCAAAAGUUCCGUAAUCUCUGAAACCAGAGCGGCCACUUUUUCGGGCGUUUUCAUCACCGUCUCCACCACUCCCCUGAAUGGGGGUGGGGUCCGAUGGAAUUGGAGAGCAUAACCCUUCUGCAACGUCUGUUGUAGCCAGCGUGAGAGGGUGCAGCUUCGCUGCCACUGCCAGCAAUACAGAGAAAGCGGCCGAGCGCGAAGCUGUGGUACAUUCAGUAGGAAGGACCUGUAUUCCUCUAUGGCCCUUGCCGCCGCUGUUCCCCAACACUGAGGUGGUGGAACAGCCCAAGGUGGGCCUCCCAAGAAAGAGAGAGGAAACAUUAGUGCGUUAUGAACCAAAAGGGGGGGCAGAAACGUCAGUUAAACCCGUAACCGUCGUAUUCCUGCCCUCCGUGAACGCAGCGCGGGUCUGAAUUGCACUGACCGAGGCCACAGCCUGCGACAGGGCACCAUCCCCAGCAAGCGAUUGCGUCAUCGUAGGUGACUGCAAUUCGCUAUUAGAGUCCCUCACUACAAUACUCCUCGAAGUCUGUAAUAUGAGGUCUCUAUGAGGUAACACAAGGCGGCGCCUUGAUACCGUCUUACCCUUCACCUUCUGUGUGUGUUCAACUCUGCACCUCUGGUGGGUUGAGUCACGCUCAGUGUGGUGAGUAUUAGCACGUUCAAAGGUAAGUGGGGGCGCCGAUACACUGGGCACCUUCGUGACCGUGGUAAUCGGGCCCUCCGUGAAAGCAGCAUGGGUCUGAAUCGCACUAACCGAGACCUUAGUCUGCGAUAGUGCGCCAUCCCCAAAUAGCGGCUGCGUCAUCAUGUCUCCUGACUGAGACUGCAGCCUGCUAUGAGAGGCACUCACUACAGUACUCCUUGGAGUCUGUAAUGUGAGGUCUCUUUGAGAUAAACCAAGACGGCGUCUAGGUAUUUUUCCUCCUUUCACCUCCUGUGUGCGUUCAGCUCUGCACCUCUGGUGGGCUGAACUACACUCAGUGUGGUGAGCAUUGGCGCGUUCAGAAAAAAGUGGGGGCGCCGAUACACUGGGCACCUUCGUGACCGUGGUAAUCGGGCCCUCCUUGAACGCAGCAUGGGUCUGGGUCGUACUAACAGAGACCUUAGUCUGUGAUAGUGCGCCAUCCCCAAAUAGCGACUGCGUCAUCAUGUCAGAGUCUGACAGAGACUGCCGUCUGCUAUGUGAAGCACUUCUUAUACCUGAAGUGUUAUGUGAACCUACUCUGAAUGCCUGUUCAGCAACGCACCCUUGGUGGGCUGAACGGCGCUUAGAGUGGUAAGGGAGAGAGGGUGAGAUUUGAACGCUCUCGGACGUAUUAUGGAAAAGGGGCUCUUUUUUGACAAAGUCAGGUGGAGCCAACUCUUUAUUAAACACAUCAACAAAAGCAUUUACAUCAUCAUCCAUCCCUUCAACUGAAGGGUGCGGGGGAACAGUGGUCACGUUCAAGGAUGGCGUGUCCUCCAUUCGCUCCCCCGCGUCCCGUCAUGUGCGCCUCCUCUUGUGGCCUCCCUUAGGGGCCCAGUUCGGUGCUCUCACCACCUCCCUCGCCGGCUGCAAUGGGGCCACCGUGGCUGCUGGGGGGGCUGGGCCCGCUCUCCUCCUGUGGCCGCCGACUGGCGCCGGAUACGCCGCCUCGCUGUAGAUCCUUGUCUACUCUGGGGGGCGGAAGUGGAUGGUUUACGAGACGGUGCAGUGCCUAACCUCCCUGCCAGUGGCAGGUGUCUGGCCAACUGCUUCUUUUCCUCGUCCAGUUUGGAAAACCUCUCAGUCGCCUCUUUGACGGCGACUCCAAAGAGCCCUUCGUCAGAGAGGGGGGCGUUCAACGGGGUCGUUCUGUCUGCUUCCUUCAUGGUUGUCAGUGACAACCAGAGGUGUCGCUCCGCGACCACCGAGGUGGCCAUGGACCUCCCCGAGCAGACGGCCGAUGCCUGUGUUAGGUGUAGGAUGGCGGCAGAAAUUCUAGACGCCUCCUCCACCUCCUCUGGCUCCAGCGCUGUCUUACCCGUGGUUAAACGGGACAGAGCGGCUGCCAAGAGGGCAAUGUUGUUAGCUGCUGCUACAGCUUGGGCUCCCAAAUUGAAGGACUUCUCUAACAGCUGUGCUGUGAGACUGUCCUUCUGAGAUGGCAACGUGGCUUUCUUGGAAGAGGGCCAGGGACUCGAACCCGGUACGAGAUACGCCGCCAUGGCGCUCUCUAACCUGGGGAUUCCCUUAGCUUGGCCCUGGAACCUUCCCUCCACUCUAGUGAAUGGGAGGUACGUUUUAGCCGGCGAACGCGCCGCUAAAGGUGCCUCCCAUGAGCCCUCAAUGUAUUUUGCCAAUGAAGGCAUGGCAGGAGCUAAAGGCUCUGCCGCUCUUCUUGGCCUGGAAUAGGGGCCGCCCUCCAUUAAAUCAACCUCCGGUGUGGAGGGAAUAGGGGGCAGCGGUAUUUCCAGCCGUCUAGCACCUCUCUCAAUGAGAGCCGGAAAGUCCGUUCUCAGAGACGCUGCGGUGAAGGACAGGGCUUCUGACUUCUCAGAGCCCGUGUCGUCAUCACCAUAGGAACUAACAAGCCCUCUCUUAACCAAAGGAAAGGGGGGCUUGAAUGUAUGAGGGACGGGUCUGACUGUUCCAUUGGAAUGUCAGCCUCCUCCUCAAAGUCCCAUCAUCCCCUGAGUCUGCGCCGUCGGAUGAUGCCUCUGAAGCAGAGGCUAGUAUCGACAGCACGUCCUCUAGGGGGAUAUCCUCCCUAAAAAACGCCCAACGCUGCUUCUCUCCUUUGUAGAAAGGACGGGAGCAGUUAGGGGGACUGCAGACGCCCUCUUUGGCAUGCUGGGACCCUAGAACACGAAACAUAAGUUGUGGGAGUCGCCGGCCGCCAUGGAGGAGCAUCUGCAUUGAGCUCUGAAAAUAGCUUUUGGGGGUGGAAAUUCUGGUGUGCUCAUUUUAGGACGACGUCGAUGACUGGAAAUUCAACGGCGUUCUGUCCUGAGUCUUCUCUUCUUCUCUUCGUCUCUUCUUGGCUUCUUCAGUCUAGUACCAGUCGCUGAAGAUAAAGGGAGGCUGAUUGGAGGGGAAGGCAUCCCCUCUUAUAGGGACACCUGUACUCCUAUUGGCUGCAGUUGUGUGCAUAAUUUUGUCUCAGGUGAUGCUGCCCUUAGGCAGUGGGUAAACCAAUAGGAGCAGAGCUGCCCCUAUGGGGCGGAGCUCCACAUAUAGAACUACCAGUAGUAGUUCUCCCUUUCUCUUCUCGCCAUCUCCCUCCGGGAGUCCUGUUUGUACAGGAUCUUGGGUAAUUGGGAUAAGUAACUAUUAGCUCUUAAAGUCGUUUUUUAUUUUCUCCUCACAGCUAUGCUCUAGCCGGGCCUCCUUGUUUCUGCUGUUAUGUAUCACUAGGUGAUGGCAUCUGAGUGUCUUUGUAGCAGGGUGUAAAAGAGAGAUGUUGUAUCCAUUUUGGCUCAAUUAAAAUGUCUCAAUUAAAAACUCUAAACGCUAAAAGAAAACAUCAGAAUGCAUAUGUUAUUCUUUAGGCCUACUCUGCAUGCAUCUGUAGGCUAGAGCAAGUCAUACCUCUCCAUAAGUCAUUUAAAUCAGUUGAAAAAGAAGGCUAUUGACAUUAGCAGAUGUUGUUGAGAUUGCUUCUAUCUACAAAACAAUUCCUUGCCUUUCCCAUUUUUUGCUCUGCAACGUCUUAUUUGUAGUUUAGAUUAAAUUCUACCAUGAUAAACCAUGAGAUAUGAUUGCAAGAACUGUACAAUGUCAUCAGUUCAUGAAAUAUGAGAUUAUGUCAUUUCCAUGUAUUGUUUAGAAGCAUGGGAGCCUCCUCAUUUCCUGCCUCGCCAUGCAGUGUUGACAGAGCUGCUGCUACAAAUGGUUUUCAAUGAAAAACAUGGAAAUAGACAACCAGUCCACAUGUCUGGCUGUAUUACACUGAGUGUACAAGACAUUAGGAACACCGUCCUAUUAUUCAGUUACACCCCCCUUUGCCCUCAGAACCGCUUCAAUUCGUUGGGGCAUGGACUCUACAAGGUUAUAGAAAGCGUUCCACAGGGAUGCUGGCCCAUGUUGAUGCCAAUGCUUCCCACAGUUGUGUGAAGUUGGCUGGAUGUCCUUUGGGUGGUGGACCACUCUUGAUACACACAGGAAACUGUUGAGUGUCAAAAACCCAACAGCGUUGCAAUUCUUGAUACACUCAAACCAGUGUGCCUGGCACCUACCACCAUACCCUGUUCAAAGGCACUUAAAUAUUUUACAUUUACAUCAUUUAGCAGACGCUCUUAUCCAGAGCGAAUUACAUUUAUUUUUUUUCAUACCCCCUGUGGGAAUCAAACCCACAACCCUGGCGUUGCAAACGCCAUGCUCUAUCAACUGAGCUACAUGCCUGCCGGCCAUUCCCUCCCCUACCCUGGACGACGCUGAGCCAAUUGCGCGCCGCCCCAUGGGUCUCCCGGUCACGGCCGGCUACGACAGAGCCUGGAUUCGAACCAGGAUCUCUAGUGGCACAGCUAGCACUGCGAUGCAGUGCCUUAGACCACUGCGCCACUCAGGAGACAUUUUUUUGUCUUGCCCAUUUACCCUCUGAACCCUCUGAAUCUAUGUCUCAAUUGUCUCAAGGCUUAAAAAUCCUUCUUUAACCAAUCUCCUCCCCUUCAUCUAAACUUAUUGAAGUAGAUUUAACAAGUGACAUCAAUAACAGCUCAUAGCUUUCAUCUGGAUUCACCUGGUCAGUCUAUGCAAUGGUAAUGUUUAGUACACUCAGUGUAUAAGCAUUCAAAGAAUGCAGGCAACCAAAUAUAAAGGCAACCAAUAUAGCUUAUGAGGAUCAAUAUUGCUGUAGGCUACCUCAAGUGAUAACCUCAAAUUGGCACUUCAAAUGAGGGAAAAUUGAAAUAGAUGUAAACAAAUAAUGUAGGCUUCAAAGUGCCCCAGAUGCAAAUGAUCUUAUUAUUCUAUGAAAAAGUUUUGCGUUUGUGAAAAAGAUUUAUGUUCAAAGUAGACCACAAUAGCCUAUAUCCUGUGUAGACUAUGUGGCAGUGCUUGUAUUACUCGCCAUCUAUCCCAAUGAUGUGUUGGUGAUUAAAAGGUGGUUUAAGCCCCUCGGCGACGAAAGACUGAAAUGUUCAGCUUGGGAGUUAAAACGGGGGAGUGUCACUUUUUUUAGGCGGCGACUUGUUGCCACUUUGCCUACCUCUAUUCUACUCGCAUCGUAGUCACUUGGAUCUGUUGCUAAUUGCAUUGGCGCUCACUUGGAUUCAGAUAAGGCGUUCAUCAAUGUGAGACGGAAUGGCAAACGAAACACCCAUGGAAUUAUCUGGAAAAUCGUAAUCAAUCCUGAGAAGAAACAUCCCCAAAUGGAACUUUGAUUCGUGCGUAAAACAGGAAACGCGCGUCCUCAAGUGAAGUAAUAUGCACCAGAUAGGUGAACGACGCAAUAACGAUUUGUUUACAUACUUUGGUGUCCUAACAUAAAAUGACGGAACAGGUGUUUAUAAGACUGUUGGUAUUUUUCGCAACUCUUGGCAACCUUGCAGGUAAGGCUUUUAUUUUGAAAUGAUACAUGUAAUGUACUGAUGGCAUAUGGUAAACAUAUAUGUUAAUGCAUUUAGAGUUGAUUUAAUUCUCACUAUUAUAAAGUUAAUUAUAAAAGUAGUUGUAGCCUAUAUUUCCACCCUAUUAUUUUUCAAUGGAUCGGUUAUUGUGGCCUGGUUUGUAAGGCCUAUUUGAAUGAAUGGAGCUCAUUCUCAAAAUAAGUUUCUCUCUCAACAACUGUUUACAAAUGGAGAUUCCAGUGGUAUCAGACACCAUUUGUUUAUUGAUAGGCUUAGCUUUUUAACGCCAGGCUUUAGCCAUAUAUGUGAUACAUAGCAAAUAGAGUUCUCUCCUUUUUGUGAUUUUUGUUUGUUUCCCCUGAUUGCUUCAAAUAGUUUUCCUACUUUUCAAUUGCACUUUGUUGUUCAGUAAAUAAUUAACAGUUGAUGUUAAUUGUUUGACACAAUACUAGGCUAUUGUUAUUCCAAUCUAUAUGGAAGUGACAAUUUAGAAAAUAGUAUUAGUCUACUCUAGAGGUUUUGAAAAGAAUAUGCAUAUUAUGCAAAUAUUAUAUUGAAUUGAAACUGCUUUUCAUUUUUCAAAAUAAUUUUAUGACUUAAGUGUGGGCUCUCCCUCAGGAAAUAGCUUUGUAUGAAACAAUCGAGACUUUGCAAGCCACUGACAAAAAUGUCUUAUCUCACAAUCAGGCGUAGACCAAUGGCUAGCCUAGUGUUGCAAAUUAUAUUUGCAAGAUUAGCUGAUUGUAACACAUCUGAAAUCCUAUCAAAAUGAUCCUGCCAGGCCUCCCGAGUGGCGCAGCGGUCUAAAGCACUGCAUCGUAGUGUUGCGGCAUCACUACUGUUCUAGUUGCGAUAUUUACAUUUUAAAUUUGUCAUUUAGCAGACGCUCUUAUCCAGAGCGACUUACAUUGAGUGCAUACAUUAUUUUUUAAAUGUUUCAUACCCCCCGUGGGAAUCGAACCCACAACCCUGGCAUUGCAAACGCCAUGCUCUACCAACUGAGCUACAUCCCUGCCGGCCAUUCCCUCCCCUACCCUGGACGACGCUGGGCCAAUUGUGCGCUGCCCCAUGGGUCUCCCGGUCGCGGCCGGCUACGACAGAGCCUGGAUAUCAAAAUCAACACAACUAUAUAUAGCCUACUACAGCUCAAUGGCCAAAGGCUGUGAUUUUUAUCCAAUAGUACAUAGCGCCAGUGUAAGCCUUAGCAUCAAUAGUGUCAUCCUCCCAAUUCCCUCCCAUUGGCCCAUGUGAUUGGCAUGUUUUGACAUUGCCACUCAAUAUGGGCAUUGUCGCCGGGGCAAUAAUAGCAGGGGUACAUUGCCACUGCCCCGCACUCAGUGCACAGGUUACAGGUUUCCCUUUGAGCCCUCUUGAUUGUGUUUGCGUGAAGGAACUUUUGUUCCAUCGUUUAGUGUGGGGGGGGGAAAUGGCCUUGCGACUGGUUUAGCUUCCUGUCCCAUACAGGAAGUACAGCAGAAUCCCCCCACUUCCUCCAACUUGGAGUCAUCCAAUACCACGGGCCGAACAAUGGAAUUCCAAUGCUGCUGGCCUAAGAAUAGGCAUUGUUUGUUGGUAGCCGGAGCCUAUGCUUGUUUGGGGUCGAUGUUUUUACUUGAGUGUGUGAGCUGACCCUGAACUAGGGACCACUCUCUGGGUGUGGUGUCUCUGUACUGUAAAAGCCCACUAUUACUGACUCUUAAGUAUACCCAUGCUCCACUUUGAAAAGGGGACAACACACUUCAGACUACUUCAGUCAGAGUUUGUUUGAGACCACUUUGGCCCAUGUUUUCCUCACUACAUCUCCAUCUGUUAUUAGCCUUUGAGUCAUAUUGUACUACAUUGUUGCUCUCCAACACAGUAAAACUUGUUUUUGAAGGUGGGAGUUGCUUAUGGCGUGAAAAGCAUUGGCGAGACUCCCAAAGGUGAUGCUUGUUGACAUAUGUAGCCUAGAAAACUGACCCAAGAUCAGAUUGUGCAGGGCCUCCCGCUACAUGAGUUAGGAAUGGAAGGUCAUCCAUGACUUGUGUUUAUUUGUGAUAUUAAUAGAAUGGGUGUAUGAAUCAGUGCAAGGGAUAUUAAUGCAAAGUUAACUCAUGAGAGAUACUUACAACAUGCACAAAAGUACUACAGUUAUGGGAAACCACAAUGACUUAAUCGUCUUGACCCCAUUCAUUGCUAAAUGAAUAGUAUGCAUAGUAAUAGUAAUAAACUAUUGUCAGAGCUUCUGUGAAUAAAUAGAUGCAAUAGCCUAUUUUGACAGAACCUGAGUUUCUCCAUCGCUCCUCCAUCCACUGUUCUUGUUCCCUUCAGGUUCCAGGCUGAGGGCGGAGGUGGUGGAGGUGCCCCCGCUGAUCGUCCACCACCCCUCAGACGUGGUGGUCAAGGUAGGCAGCCCCGCUACUUUCUCAUGCCGUGCCGACGGCACACCCGAGCCCUCCAUCGAGUGGCUCCGUAAUGGCCAGCCCCUGGAGAUGGACAAGCUGGACAGCCAAUCGCGGCCCAUCGUUCUGUCGGAGGGCAGCCUGUUCUUCCUCAGCGUGGUCCCUGGGAGGCGGAGUCAGUCACAUGAGGGUGUGUACGCGUGCGUGGCAAAGAACAGCGCAGGCAAGGCCACCAGCCGCAAUGCCUCUCUCUAUAUCGCAGGUAAGACUUUGGGGAAGUCUUUCAAACUAGAUGGAUCUAUCUUGUCAUACAAUACCUUCAGAAAGUAUUCACACCCCUUGACUUUUUCCACAUUUUGUGUUACAGCCUGAAUUUUACACACAAUACCCCAUCAUGUCAAAAUUUAAUUAUGUUUUUUGACAUGUUUACAAAUUAAUAAAACAUAAAAAGCUGAAAUGUCUUGAGUCAAUAAGUAUUCAACCCCUUUGUUAUAGCAAGCCUAAAUAAGUUCAGAUCGCAUAACAAGUCGCAUAAUAAGUUGCAUGGACUCACUCUGUGUGUAAUAAUAGUGUUUAACAUGAUUUUUGAAUGACUACCUCAUCUCUGUAACCCACACAUACAGUUAUCUGUAAGGUCCCUCAGUCGAGCAGUGAAUUUCAAACACAGAUUCAACCUCAAAGACCAUGGAGGUUUUCCAAUGUCUCGCAAAGAAGGGUACUUAUUGGUAGAUGGGUAAAAUAAAAAGCAGACAUUGAAUAUCCCUUAGAGCAUGGUGAAGUUAUUAAUUACACUUUGGAUGGUGUAUCAAUACACCCAGUCACUACAAAGAUACAGGCGUCCUUCCUAACUCAGUUGCCGGAGAGAAAGGAAAGCACACAUGUAUUUCACCAUGAGGCCAAUGGUGACUUUAAAACAGUUACAGAGUUUAAUGGCUGUGAUAGGAGAAAACUGAGGAUGGAUCAACAACAUUGUAGUUACUCCACAAUGCUAACCAAAUUGAGAGUGAAAUUGAAAAUAAAAAAUAUUCUAAAACAUGCAUCCUGUAUGCAAUAAGGCACUAAAGUAAAACUGCAAAAGACUUGGCAAAGAAAUGAACUUUAUGUUCUGAAUACGAAGCGUUAUGUUUGGGGCAAAUCCAACCCAUCACUGAGUACCACUCUUCAUAUUGUCAAGCAUGGUGGUGGUGGCUGCAUCAUGUUAUGGGUAUGCUUGUCAUCAGCAAGGACUAGGGAGUUUUUAGGAUAAAAAUAAACGGAAUAGAGCUAAGCACAGGCAAAAUCCUAGAGUAAAGCCUGGUUGCCUGCUUUCCAACAGACACUGGGAGACAAAUAUACAUUUCAGCAGGACAAUAACCUAAAACACAAGGCCAAAUAUACACUGAGUUGCUUACCAAGACAACAUUGAAUGUUCCUGAGUGACCUGGUUAGAGUUUUGACUUAAAUCGGCUUGAAAAUCUAUGGCAAAACUUGAAAAUGGCUGUCUAGCAAUGAUCAACAACCAACUUGACACAGCUUGAAGAAUUUUUAAAAGAACAAUGUGCAAAUAUUGUACAAUCCAGGGGCCUCAUUUAUCAAUCAUGCGUAGGCACAUCUGUGUAUAAACCAAGCAUGGAUCAUUUCCACCCAAAGUGUGUGAUUUAUCAAUAGGAAUGUUUGCUUGAGAGUGUUAGUAACUUUACGCACAGCCAUGACUAUGCACAGUGCCAAGUGGUGGAAUAAGGGAACUACUUGUCAAGCGUAGAAUGGGGAAAAUAUAUGUUGAACAUUUCAAAAAUUGAGAGUAGUAAUAAUUGUAUUUCCAUUGUGAAUUCAUGCAACAUAUCUUGACAGUCAUAAACUUGACCAUUUGUUACAAUAAUAAUCCUUAUAAAGUACAGUAAUUUGUUAAAUUAGAGGUACUUGUGUAAGUGAAACCAUUGUUGAAAUACUAUAAAAGACUGAGAUAAUGGGAAAUUGAAUGAGAGGCUGAUCUUGCUGUUUGAAGAUUUGGCACGCUGCAUUUUGUAGAGAGCGCAUUUAUAGAGACAGGUGGGAUUUUUUUGUUGUAGAAAGUACAGGUUGGCUCAUCAGAUAUAAUUUCCCAAAACCAAUCUUAAAUACAUUUUGCGAGGAUUUAAGACCUACUUUAAAAAGGCAAACGCAUGCCAUUCCGGUGCAAAUCCAAGUGCUAUCCACCCUCGGGUUUUUGGCAACAUCCACUUUUCAGCAGGAGCUUGCCAAUCGGUAUCUCACAGCCCUCAAUGAGCCAAUGUUUUGAAUGCAAUCAUCAGCAAAAUGAACUGUAACAUACAAUUUCCAUACACCAUCGCACAACAGGUUGAAGUCGAGAGGGGUUUCUUUGCCAACAAUGGGUUCCCAAAUACGAACGGAGCAAUAGACGGCACCCACAUCGUCAUAAAAGCACCAUCCUAAAACUAUUUAAUCUAUGUGAACAGAAAAGGCUUCCACUCUUAAUGUGCAUUUGAUAGGUUAUUUGGUGCACAAAAGACGCUGCUGAAUGUGGUGGCCAGGUGGUACGCACAACUCGUUUGUUCUGCAGAACAGCAAUGUUGGCCUAUACGCCUACAGGAGGGAGCUGUUGAGGAUGGAUGGCUUAUUGAUGAGUGUUGCCUACUCAUUUGAAAUAUAUUUGCCAUUGCUAAAGCAACUAAUUGUCUUAAUGGUCCUCUCUUUGUAGCUAUGUUUGAAUUUUUACUGGUCAAGCCACAACUGAGCGAGCCAAAUAUAACCUUUUGGUUGUACUCAAUCUCUGACACUAGCACCUUUAUUUCAUUAUUGGAAAAUGAUUUUUUUCUAAGCUUUUUUUGUUUACGACGUAUUUCAUGGUACGCCGUUGUAUAUUCCCCAUAGGCUUUAAAGGGAUUGAUUUAUGGUUAAUUAGGGACGUUUUGAAAUGCAAGUAGCCAAGGUCAUGCACGGCACUGAGGCUGAGAACAAUUGGUAUUUAUCAAUGGUGAUCUCCUACCGGUGUGCGUAUGACGCUCGUAGGAUUGUUUGAUAAAUUACAAUUUUUUCUAUGCGUACGAACAUUCUAAAUUCCUUUUAGUAAGUAGUAUUUUAUAAUAGUUUCUACACAAUAUUGUUAAAUGAGGCCCCAGGUGUGCAAAGCUCUUAGACUUAACCAGAAAAACUAAUCGUAAUUGCUGCUAAAGGUGAUUCUGACAUCUCAGGGGUGUGAAUACUUAUGUAAAUGAGACAUUUCUGUAUUUUGUUUUUAAUAAAUUGUCACAGAUAAUUGACCAUAUUUUCACUUUGUCAUUAUGGGGUAUUUGUACAGUUGAAGUCGGAAGUUUACAUAGACUUAGGUUGGAGUCAUUAAAACUCAUUUUUCAACCGAUCCACAAAUGUCUUGUUAACAAACUAUAGUUUUGACAAGACGGUUAGGAAAUUUUUUCAACAAUUGUUUACAGACAGAUUAUUUCACUUAUAAUUCACUGUAUCACAAUUCCAGUGGGUCAGAAGUUUACAUACACUAAAUUGGCUGUGCCUUUAAACAGAUUGGAAAAUUCCAGAAAAUGAUGUCAUGGCUUUAGAAGCUUAUGAUUGACAUCAUUUGAGUCAAUUGGAGGUGUACCUGUGGAUGUAUUUCAAGGCCUACCUUCAUACUCAGUGCCUCUUUGCUUGACAUCAUGGGAAAAUCAAAAGAAAUCAGCCAAGACCUCAGAAAAAAAAUGGUAGACCUCCACAAGUCUGGUUCAUCCUUGGGAGCAAUUUCCAAACGCCUGAAGGUACCACGUUCAUCUGUACAAACAAUAGAACGCAAGUAUAAACACCAUGGGACCACGCAGUCGUCAUACCGCUCAGGAAGGAGAUGCAUUCUGUCUCCUAGAGAUGAACGUACUUUGGUGUGAAAUGUGCAAAUCAAUCCCAGAACAACAGCAAAGGACCUUGUGAAGAUGAUGGAGGAAACAGGUACAAAAGUAUCUAUAUCCACAGUAAAACCAGUCCUAUAUCGACAUAACCUGAAAGGGGGCUCAGCAAGGAAGAAGCCACUGCACCAAAAUCACCAUAAAAAGCCAGACUACGGUUUGCAUCUGCACAUGGGGACAAAGAUCGUACUUUUUGGAGAAAUGUCCUCUGGUCUGAUGAAACAAAAAUAGAACUGUUUGGCCAUAAUGACCAUCGUUAUGUUUGGAGGAAAAACGGGGCUGCUUGCAAGCCGAAGAACACCAUCCCAACCGUGAAGCAUGGGGGUGGCAGCAUCAUGCUGUGGGGGUGCUUUGCUGCAGGAGGGACUGGUGCACUUCACAAAAUAGAUGGCAUCAUGAGGAAGGACAAUUAUGUGGAUAUAUUGAAGCAACAUCUCAAGACAUCAGUCAGGAAGUUAAAGCGGGGCGCAAAUGGGUCUUCCAAAUGGUCAAUGACCCCAAGCAUACUUCCAAAGUUGUAGCAAAAUGGCUUAAGGACAACAAAGUCAAGGUAUUGGAGUGGCCAUCACAAAGCUCUGACCUCAAUUCCUAUAGAAAAUGUGUGCGCAGAACUGAAAAAGCAUGUGCGAGCAAGGAGGCCUACAAACCUGACUUAGUUACACAAGCUCUGUCAGGAGGAAUGGGCCAAAAUUCACCCAACUUAUUGUGGGAAACUUGUGGAAGGCUACCCGAAACGUUUGACCCAAGUUAAAUAAUUUAAAGGCAAUGCUACCAAAUACUAAUUGAGUGUAUGUAAACUUCUGACCCACUGGGAAUGUGAUGAAAGAAAUAAAAGCUUAAAUAAAUAAUUCUCUCUACUAUUAUUCUGACAUUUCACAUUUUUAAAAUAAAGUGGUGAUCCUAAAUGUCCUAAAACAGGGAAUUUCUACUGGGAUUAAAUGUCAGGAAUUGUGAAAAACUGAGUUUAAAUGUAUUUGGCUAAGGUGUAUGUAAACUUCCAACUUCAACUGUAUGUAGAUGGGAUGUACACAACAAAAUGUGGUCAAGGGGAAUGAAUCAAGGUGUAUGAAGGCACUGUAAAUGCCAAGAUACCAUGCAAAAGUAAUUGCACACUAGGAUGAAGAGAGGUACCAUCACGCUGUUAUAGAUCAUGUGAGUGAAGAGACUAUGUAUCUGUCUCCGCAGUGUGCAGUAACUAAUCAACCACGCAAAAUAUUGAUUAGCUGAAUCAUGUGUGCUUAUACUGAGAUGGAACCAAAGCCACACAAGGCUGCUUUCCAGGACAAGGACUGUGGAACCCUAUGCCAGAUGGAUGUGAAAAUGUGGCCUUAGAAUAAAUUCUGUUGUCUUAGUUGUAUGGCUCUCUGUGGCUCCUACAUUCUGUCCCAUUCACUUCCUCUCUACCUCCAUGCUGAUCUUUAACGUGAUAUCAAGCUCAUAUAUACGAUCCUUGAGGUCAACAGGAAGCCCCCAGUAUCCACAGACCCACAGAAUCCUGCUCCAGAGAGAGAGAGAGAUUGUCUGUGUGAUUACUGAGAAUAAGUAAAGGGGGUCCAAUGUCAAUGUUUACUCCCUCUCCAGGACAAACACUCUGCUAAAUGACCCCUGACCCCCAGCCUCUGUUUGCACCCAAAACAGGGUCACCCAGAGACCGCUGGAUUCCUGAGCUGGAUGGUAUAAUUAGUGGCUGAUUGACUUGUUGGGGGAACUUCCCUGGAGCAGCACAUUUGGUGGUGGAGGUAUAGAGACAUUGGGACAAUAGACAGUGGUACUUAAUUUAGAUUCAGUUGGCAGAUCGACAGUACUUUAGAGAACAGUAGCAGAUCGAUUGUGGUAUAUUUAGCAUUUAACCUUUAUUUAUCCAGGUUAGUGUCAUUAAGAUAAUCGUGCAAUCGUGACCUUUGUCAGUAUAGUUGAACUGGUUAGGAAAAGUAGCCUAUACAGCAGUGAACUGUGCAUCACUGUUAAUUCAAGAGUUGGGCUAAGUUCUCUUUCAUUUCCAGUUCAAGAAUAGCCUUAUCUACAUUUUAAAGAACUCCAGCUUUGGAUCAUUCCUUACUAUUUUGCUAAACAAAAGAUUGGAGAUAUUCUACUAGUACUUUAUGGCACCAUACGUGUGCCAAAAUACUUUUUGUCUCAUGAUUCCAUGUGGUGUCGCAAUGGAACACCUAUGUUAUGACAUCAGUGAAGAUUUAAACAGGCAUCAUAAACAUAAGGCCAUUGUCUCUGUCCUUUUGGAUAUAAUGGGAGGAAGCUCCUUAGACCUUCAACUAUGUAUUCCGUGUACAGAACAUCUGGAUAUUUGGAGCUGUGUGAUGUAUGGUAAUGGUUUUGUAAAAAAUAAUAAUUCGAUGAGGUUAUUGUAAGCCUUGCUUGUUUUCGGUGGUCAAAACUCUCAUUUGUGGGAAGCCAAUUCAAGCAGGCAGUGAUGUGUGUUGUGCUGGGCACGUUUCCCAGGCAAUGUUUAUGAACUACAGGCUUGUAGACUAACUUUGACGUUUUCGUGCAAUGUGCUGUUAUGGCAUUGUGCACUAGCUAGUCUCAGACCCACUGCUUAUGAAUGGACCUCCUCUGUGGUGUGUUCUUCCAGCUCUGCGUGAGGAAUUCCGGGUGCAGCCCAGUGACGUGGAGGUGGCUGUUGGGGAGGUGGCGGUGAUAAACUGCAGCCCGCCGGUGGGACACCCCGAGCCCAACGUCACCUGGAGGAAAGACGGGGUCCCUAUCAACGACACCGACCCGCAUUACACUGUGAGACCUCCUUUAAACAUAGUUACAUGCUUUUUAGGGGGUUGUAUUGUUUGGAAAUGGGAAAUUAACAGUGGGAAAGUUGUCAGUCUGUGCAUUUCAGUGCAGGAGAUGUAUUUUCAAAACAUGUAGCUUUUUCCAUAUUUUAAUGAAUCUAUCGAACUUUUGUUAAUUUCCCGAGGUGGCAGGAGCUGAAAUGUAUUCCACACCAACCUGGGGGGGUUCAUCAUACUGUUUUGUUUGAUUACUUAUUUCUCAAAUCCUGAUGUGGUAUCAUCAUUUUACCAAUAGAGGGCAUUGUUGUACAAAAGUUUGAUUAAAACCACAGGCCGCUUCAUUCAUUUUCGUGCUUCAUUAAUAAAAGAGGACCCUAUCACCUUCGACUAAAAAUUAAAACAAAAUCAUAAUUUAUCCUCUGCAAUGGCAAAUUCAGUAGCAUUGUGGUUAGUGUCUCUGCUUGGCACUCAGCAUUAUGGAGAUAGAUUGGGGGUAAGGCCCUGCGAUAGACUAGUGUCCUGUCCUGGGGGUGUACUUGUACAUCAAGCUGUUCACUCUACAGAAACAGGAGAUAGCCAAGGCUCGUGCAAGGCUAUUUAUCCUCUGCAAUAAACCUUUUUUAACUAUAUGUGAUUGAUACCCAUGUGACCUAUAGGCACUGAAUGGGAAGUUGAUCAUUGCCCCAGCCCAGAAGAAUGACUCUGGCGUGUACAUCUGUGUGGCUUCCAACACUGUGGGUGUAAGAGAGAGCAGGGCCGCCCGCCUGUCUGUCCUAGGUAAGAUAAACCCUGACCCCAUGUACAGUACAUCACCAUUUUAGAAAUAACCUUUUCACACUACUUAACAAAGAGCUGCAGUUAUUUUCAGAAUGGGUGGCAAGGAAUAAGUUAGUUUUAAAUAUUUAAAAAACUAAAAGCAUUGUAUUUGGGACAAAUCAUUCACUAAACACUAAACCUCAACUAAAUAUUGUAAUGAAUGAUGUGGACAUUGAGCAAGUUGAGGUGAUUAAACUGCUUGGAGUAACACUGGAUUGUAAACUGUCAUGGUCAAAACAUAUUGAUACAACCUUAGCUAAGAUGGGGAGAAGUCUGUCCAUAAUAAAGCGCUGCUCUGCCUUCUUAACAACACUAUCAACAAGCUAGGUCUUACAGGCCCUAGUUUUGUUGCACCUGGACUACUGUUCAGUCGUGUGGUCAGGUGCCACAAAGAGGGACUUAGGAAAAUUACAAUUGGCUCUGAACAGGGCAGCACGGCUGGCCCUUAAAUGUACACGGGGAGCUAACAUGAAUGAUAUGCAUGUCAAUCUCUCAUGGCUCAAAGUAGAGGAGAGAUUGACUUAAUCUCUACUUGUUUUUGUAAGAAGUGUUGACAAGCUGAAUGCACCGAGCUGUCUGUUUAAACUACUAGCACGGACACCCAUGCAUACCCCACAAGACAUGCCACCAGAGGUCUCUUCACAAUCCCCAAAUCCAGAACAGACUAUGGGAGGCGCACAGUACUACAUAGAGCCAUGACUACAUGGAACUCUAUUCCACAUCAGGUAACUGAUGCAAGCAGUAGAAUCAGAUUAUUAUUAUUAUUUUUUGACAUAUUAUGGAACAGCUGGGACUGUGAAGAGACACAUACACACACAUAGGUACAGACACACGCAUACACACACAGGCGCUAGCACACGCACUCUACACACACGUACAUUGUAAUAUUGUUGUAUGGUGGUAUUAUACAUUUUGUAUUGUAGAUAUGUAGUGGUGUAAUAAUGUUAUAUGAUUAACUGUCUUAUCUUUUAAUGUAAUGUAAGUGCCUUAAUGUGUUUGGACCUCAGGAAGAGUAGCUGCUGCCUUGGCAGCAGCUAAUGGGGAUCCCUAAUAAAUACAAAUACUACUGCUCCAAGCUGUACUGUGCUGGCCUGAUUAUGCAUCCACCAUAGUUGCUGGAAAUGACAAUGUGAAAAGAACUGAGUCAGCACAGUACAGUUUGGGACUGCACAACAGUGUGAAAAAGGUAUGUCAUGCUGCAAAGAAUGUUUGCUAUUGAUAAAAGGGAUAACAUGGAAUUGAAUGCAUAGAGGUAUGAUAUGACUAACCAUACUUUUCGUAUUUGCCCAUGCUUUCUCAAUCCCCAGCCAAGCCAGUGUUGGUGCUAAAGCCUCAGGAUGUGUCGGUGGGGAUGGGGGAGUCUGCCCAGUUCAACUGUGAGGCUAAAGGAGAUCCCAUGCCUGCUGUCGAGUGGAGCCGCGAGCAGGGCCUUCUGCCCAAUGGCAGGUCUGAUUCUUGAUUCAACUAAAAAAGCUUUGUCCAUUAACUGUACAUUAGACUAAAAACUGUCAUUGACAUGAGGUGCAUAUCUUGACAUCAGCUGCAUAUGUAACAUUAAAAAACAAUUACAAAAGACAUGGAAAAUGUAUUAAAAAUGGGUUUUGGAUGAAUUUGCAACGUCUGAGAUCGUGCUUUUGAAAAUAAUUUGGUAUAGUAAUCUUCAACCAUAUUUUUACUGUGACUAUCUCUCAGCUUAGCUACUGCACAGUACAUAUGUAAUGAAAUGCAAUACUUAGUAUACUGUUCAAUAAUAUGUAAUUAUUUGAUUUCUAAUAAUUUCAUGCAGUUGCUAUAGUGAAUGUUGUGCUGAUUUCUGUGUCAUGUCUGUAGGUAUCUAGUGAAUCCUGACCAGAGCCUCCAAAUCCACUAUGUGACAUCACUGGAUUCUGGGAGGUACACCUGCACAGCUGUCAACGACGUGGGGGUAGUCACUGCUAGUGCACAGCUACAGGUGGAGGGUAAGAGUGCUUAGCUUGGGCCUUCACCGCUACAUUUAUGUGUUGUGUAUUGGUUGAAUAUGUAAUGUACAGUGUUUAUGUUGUAUACAGCAGGACUGUGUGUCUAAGACAAUUUCGCCUCAGUGAAAUUACAGUUUAUCCUAUCCUACCCUAUUUCCUUACAGCUAAAUAUAAUAGAAUAUAUUUAUUUAUCCUAAGGGAACAGAAAUAUACAGCAAAGACCAUAUUAUUCACAAUACUUUUUUAUGAUGUCCGUGAGAUGGCGGCGGAAAUGAGUGUUGUUCUAAAGGAAAACAUUUUUAGGAUCACUAUGGAACUUUAUAUGGAGUUUAGUUUGUGUCCAUUUCAGUGCCAGUAGGGAACUUCCAUUCACAGAAAAGUGUACAAUAUUAUUUUCUAUGACGAUUUUUCUCCCUCCUUCACAGAAGCCGCAAGUACCAGACAGAGGGACCUUCACAGAGAGUUGUCGGUCCUGCGUGUGGCUCUGGAGAAUGUGACGUUGCUGACUCCAAACUCCAACAUGUCCCAAGUGCAGUGGAAGGUACGGAGAUCAGACGUCACAUGGAGGCGCAUCUAUUAUUAUGAAAACUGUUAGUUAUUAACCUUUUGCUGAACUAAGAUUGAGGUCUGCCAUUUUUCAUGUUUGUUCAGAACAUUAUUUUCAUGUCACAGAGAACGUUCAAAUAAUGCGGAUUUAAGGUUGUCUUUUUUGAGUUUCUACUCUCCAGAAAUUCAUAUCUUAUAACUGUGGCUUUCCUCUUGUUUUGUUCCUUUCAGCUCCAGUCUUUCCCAACCCAGCCUCACUACCUGGAUGGUUUCGAGGUCCUCUACCGCUCUCUCCUGCCUGCCAUUUCGGACUGGGCUGCUAAGAGGGUUGUACUACCCAACUUCCAAACACUGGUCGGCCCGCUCAAGAGGGGCUACAAGUAUGAGUUCAAAGUGCGUCCCUAUGGCAGCAGCCUGUACGGCCGGGAGAGCAAUACCAGGUGUCUAGGUGUACCUGAGACAGGUAAGGGUUCAUAACGGUUAGAGUUGGCUGUUUGUUAUCAACUCUAAAGACACAUUUAUUAAAAUAUAGGUGUUUCUUUGGAGACUGUAGCUCAGGAGUAGUCCAACUUUAUAGUGCUAUUUUGCGCUAAGAAGAUAUGUUUUGAAUCAAGAUGGGUCGUGUGUGUGUGGUUUUUACACAUGUAUUGUUAUUUUCAUGACAUCUUCCCACAGUGCCUAGUGCCCCACCUCAGGCCAUCUCCAUAACGAUGACCCCUGACCACAAUGACACGGUCCAUGUGACCUGGAAGCCUCCCCCCCAUGAAGCUCACAACGGCAUCAUCCAGGGAUACCAGGUAAGAAGAAGAUGGCAAAAAAAAACGUUUACCUUCUUGUAUCUGUGCUUGAAAAAGUUACUCCAGCACACUGGCAUUCUUGUAUGCUCCACAAUGUGUUUUAUGAAAUGUUUGAGAGAAUGCAAGAAAUUCCAGUGUGAGUUUUUUUCUGUAUGUUCAGUACCUGACAUAAUAAAUUCACAUUCACACAUUCUAAUGAGAUAUUGUAUUAACAGGGCGUCCGUCCUAUGCAACCCUGGCCUGCAGGCUUUUGUUCAAGUGCAAGACACCUGAUUCAACUAAUCUGUCUUGAUAGAAGUGGUUGAACUUCUUGAAGAAGACCAUGAUACGUUUAAUCAAAGGUGUGCUGAACUGGAACAAAAGCCAGCUCUCUAGGACCAGAGUUGCCUAUUACUCCUGCUGAAGCAAUUACCUGUAAACAAACACACACACACAAACUGUAAUGCUUCCCUGGUUCCUUCUUUGAGCUCUGGGUGUGUGUCCGUGUGACCUAUCCAGGUGUGGUGUGUGCAGUCGGAAGAGCAGCAGUACCUGAACUGGACAGUGGACAGUGGGACCCACAGUCUGGAAAUAACCCCUCUGUACCCAGGGAAACAGUACUGGGUCCGGGUGGCAACGGUCAACGGAGCUGGCGUCGGUGUGCAGAGUGACCCCCAUAGAGUGGUCAUAGGUCAGUGACAACAUGCAACGGCUAUCUAUAUGGUCAACAGAACACCACAAGGUUAUGAAACCUUACAUAAAACAAUACUUCUAUAGUAGCUUAGUGCAAUUUGCAGUCCAGUUAAUGCAAAGCAUCAAUAUGGUUUGAAAGGUUUGAAGGUGAAGAUGUGUAGCCACAUGCAGGCCCAUUCUGAUCUUUUGCUCCAUUAUUGGCAAAAGAUCUGAUCUAAUUGGUUAAAGGCCCAGUGCUGUCAGUUUAUUAGGUACACCACCCCAUUCACGAAGAUAGUUAGCUCCUACAGACGGUGAGUCACAGGGCCGUGACUUGCUAUAUAAAGCAGGCAGACGGGCAUCGAGGCAUUCAGUUACUGUUCGAUUGAACGUUAGAAUGGGCAAAACGAGUGACCUAAGCGACUCUGAGUGUGGUAUGAUCGUCGGUGCCAGGUGCGCCAGUUCCAGUAUCUUAGAAAUGGCCGGCCUCCUGGGUUUUUUACGCACAACAGUGUGUAGGGUUUACUGAGAAUGGUGCAACAAACAAAAGACAUCCAGUCAUCGGAGUCCUGUGGGCAAAAACAGCUAGUUGAUGAGAGGUCGAAGGAGAAUGGCAAGAAUCGUUCAAGCUAACAGGCGGGCCACAAACAGACAAAUAACGACUCAGUACAGUGGUGUGCAGAACGGCAGGUGUCCACAUACUUUUGGUCAUGUAGCGCUACAUGACCAGAAGUAUGUGGACACCUGUUUGUCCAACAUCUCAUUCCAAAGUCAUGGGCAUUAAUAUGGAGUUGGUCCCCCUUUGCUGCUAUAACAGCCUCCACUCUUCUGGGAAGGCUUACCACUCCAGCUGACACUUGGUAUUGCGCAUGGUGAUCUUAGGCUUGUGUGUGGCUGCUCGGCCAUGGAAACCCAUUUCAUGAAGCUCCUGACAAACAGUUCUUGCUUCCAGGGGCAGUUUGGAACACUGUAGUCAGUGUUGCAACCGAGGACAGACAAGUUUUACGCGCUACACGCAUCAGCACUCUGUGGUCCCCUUCUGUGAGCUGGUGUGGCCUACCACUUCAUGGCUGAGCCGUUGUUGCUCCUAGACGUUUCCACUUCACAAUAACAGCACUUACAGUUGACCGGGGCAGCUAUAGCAGAGCAGAAAUUUGACGAACUGACUUGUUGGAAAGGUGGCAUCCUAUGACGGUGCCACGUUGAAUGUCACUGAGCUCUUCAGUAAGGCCAUUUUACUGCCAAUGUUUGUCUAUGGAGAUUGCAUGUCUGUGUGCUCGAUUUUAUACACCUGUCAGCAACAGUUGUGGCUGAAAUAGCCAAAUCCACAUACUUUUGUAUAUAUAGUGUACAUUUCUACGCUAUGAGGUUGGAAUAAUACUGUGAAAAUGAUGAUAAUGCCCUUUUAGUGUAAGAGUUGUUUGAAAAGACCGCCUGAAAUGUCAACCUGUUUUGGUGGGAUGGAGUUUUGGCCUGCCUGGUGACAUCAACAUUACAUUUACAUUUUACAUUUUAGUCAUUUAGCAGACGCUCUUAUCCAGAGCGACUUACAGUUAGUGAAUACAUAUAUAUAUAUAUAUAUAUAUUUUUUAUACUGGCCCCCCGUGGGAAUCGAACCCACAACCCUGGCGUUGCAAACGCCAUGCUCUAUCAACUGAGCUACAUCCCUGCCGGCCAUUCCCUCCCCUACCCUGGACGACGCUGGGCCAAUUGUGCGCCGCCCAUGAGUCUCCCGGUCGCGGCCGGCUGCGACAGAGCCUGGAUUCGAACCAGGAUCUAGUGGCACAGUUAGCACUGCGAUGCAGUGCCUUAGACCACUGCGCCACUCAGGAGUAUAUCAUCAUCCCUCAGUAACUUCAAGGGAAGACUGGGGGUCAGUCUGAUUUAACCAAACUACUCAGUAAUCUCCUCCAUAUAGCCUAACUCUCACACACUCACAUGCACACACACAUUUAAACAAAACAAAUAAAUAAAUAAAUUCUCGUGAUUACUGAUCAAUUCAUUUCUACAUUUAUAAUUAGUAGGUUUAACCAACCUUUUUUAUUUUUGUACUUACAGUGCCUUCGGAAAGUAUUCAGACCCCUUCCCUUUUUCCACAUUUUGUUACGUUACAUCCUUAUCAAUCAAUCUACACACAAUACCCCAUAAUGCCAAAGCAAAAACAGGUUUUUAUAAAUUUUGCUAAUUUUUUACAAAUAAAAAACAGAAAUACCUUAUUUACAUAAGUAUUCAGACCCUUUCCUAUGAGACUCGAAAUUGAGCUUAGGUGCAUCCUGUUUCCAUUGAUCAUCCUUGAGAUGUUUCUACAACUUGAUUGGAGUCCACCUGUGGAAAAUUCAAUUGAUUGGACAUGAUUUGGAAAGGCACACAACUGUCUAUAUAAGGUCCCACAGUUGACAGUGCAUGUCAGAGCAAAAACCAAGCCAUGAGGUCGAAGGAAUUGUCCGUAGAGCUCCAAGACAGGAUUGUGUCGAGGCACAGAUCUGGGGAAGGGUACCAAAAAAUGUCUGCAGCAUUGAAGGUCCCCAAGAACACAGUGGCCUCCAUCAUUCUUAAAUGGAAGAAGUUUGGAACCACCAAGACUCUUCUUAGAGCUGGCCGCCCAGCCAAACUGAGCAAUCGGGGGAGAAGGGCCUUUGUCAGGGAGGUGACCAAGAACCCGAUGGUCACUCUGACAGAGCUCCAGAGUUCCUCUGUGGAGAUGGGAGAACCUUCCAGAAGGACAACCAUCUCUGCAGCACUCCACCAAUCAGGCCUUUAUGGUAGAGUGGCCAGACGGAAGCCACUUCUCAGUAAAAGGCACAUGACAGCCCACUUGGAGUUUGCCAAAAGGCACCUAAAGGACUCUCAGACCAUGAGAAACAAGAUUCUCUGGUCUGAUGAAACCAAGAUUGAACUCUUUGCCCUGAAUGUCAAGCGUCACUUCUGGAGGAAACCUGGCACCAUCCCUACGGUGAAGCAUGGUGGUGACAGCAUCAUGCUGUGGGGAUGUCUUUCACCUGCAGUUUCUGGGAGACUAGUCAGGAUCAAGGGAAAGAUCAACGGAGCAAACUAUAGAGAUAUCCUUGAUGAAAACCUGCUCCAGAGCGCUCAGGACCUCAGACUGGGGGCGAAGGUUCACCUUCCAACAGGACAACGACCCUAAGUACACAGCCAAGAUAACGUAGGAGUGGCUUCGGGACAAGUUUCUGAAUGUCCUUGAGUGGCCCAGCCAGAGCCCGUACUUGAACCCGAUCGAACAUCUCUGGAGAGACCUGAAAAUAGCUGUGCAGCGACGCUCCCCAUCCAACCUGACAGAGCUUGAGAGGAUCUGCAGAGAAGAAUGGGAGAAAAGUACAGGUGUGCCAAGCUUGUAGCGUCAUACCCAAGAAGACUCAAGGUUGUGAUCGCUGCCAAAGGUGCAAAGCUGUCAUCAAAGCAAAAGGUGGCUACUUUGAACACUUUUUUGGUUACUACAUGAUUCCAUAUGUGUUAUUUCAUAGUUUUGAUGUCUUCACUAUUAUUCUACAAUGUAAGAAAUAAUAAAAAUAAAGAAAAACCCGGGAAUGAGUAGGUGUUCUAAAACUUUUGACCAGUAGAGUGUGUGUGUGUGUGUGUGUGUGUGUGUGUGUGUGUGUGUGUGUGUGUGUAUACACACACACACACGCGCGCACACAGAGUGCACAAAACAUUAGGAACACCUGCUUUUUCCAUGACAUAGACUGACCAGGUGAAUACAGGUGAAAGCUAUGAUCCCUUAUUGAUGUCACCUGUUAAAUCCACUUCAAUCAGUGUAGAUGAAGGGGAGAAGAUGGGUUAAAUAAGGAGUUUUAAGCCUUGAGACAUGGAUUGUGUAUGUGUGCCAUGCAGAGGGUGAAUGGGCAAGACAAAAGAUUUAAGUGCCUUUGAAUGGGGUAUGGUAGUUGGUGGCAGGCGCACCAUUUUCAGUGUGUCAAGAACUGCAACGCUGUUUUUCUCAACAGUUUCCCGUGUGUAUCAAGAAUGGUCCACCACCCAAAGGACAUUCAGCCAACUUGACACAACUGUGGGAAGCAUUGGAGUCAACAUGGGCCAGCAUCCCUGUGGAAUGCUUUCAACACCUUGUAGAGUCCAUGCCCGGACGAAUUGAGGGCAAAAGGGGGUGCAACUGAAUAUUAGGAAGGUGUUCCUAAUGUUUUGUACACUCUGUAUAUAUACCAACAUUGAUCAUCAAGUGUUUCUCUCUAUCAUGUUCUGGCUUUGCAUUAUUAAAUCUCUCUCUCUCUCUCUCUCUCUCUCUCUCUCUCUCUCUCUCUCUCUCUCUCUCUCUCUCUCUCUCUCCUCUCUCUCUCUCUCUCUCUCUCUCUCUCUCUCUCUCUCUCUCUCUCUCUCUCUCUCUCUGUCUCUCUCACUCACUCACUCACUCACUGUGUUUUAAUUUGUCUGUCUUGUUUUUGUCUUUCCCGUCCCUCUCUAUUCCAGACUCUCAGAGGUCCGGAGCCCCCCAGUCGGACAGCCCCAGUCGGGUCCUCAAUCAGGUCCUGGCCGUGCUGAGGGGCCAGGUGUUCAUUGGGACCGUUGGCGCCCUCCUGUGGUGCAUCCUGGUGGUGACGGCCGUCUGCCUGUAUCGCCGCCACACCCGGCCUGGCGACCACCUGGGACAAUGCCAUAUCAAGGCUAAAGGUCUGUCUGGGCAGGAAGUGGGGGCUAGCUUAUAUGUUGUAUCUUUAGCAUAGUAUUAGCUUGGCAUAGGAUAUUUGGAGCAUGGAUAUGUCAUGCUACGCUAAUCCACUGUGCCAUUAUGGGUACAUAAUUACCGUUAGCAACUAAUCAGGUUUUUUAUUUAACUAAAACGAGAGGUUCUGGCUAUUUGAUGUGUAACUAGAGGUUUCACCCUCAUAGGGUUGUAUUGUAGCGGGCAUGCUGUUAAUUCCAUAUGUUGAUUUGGACUCUUCAUUCAAGGUCAAAUGCUAUAUGAUAAAUUAUAUCAAGGACUCUUUAGCAUUGUAGUGUUGAAUGACCGAAUUAACAUGACCAUCUCCAGUGUUCCUGUAUAAGGUGUGUUCCCUCAUUGGGAAAUCAACAAGACUAUAAAAUGACUAUGACUCUGGGUUUUGCAGGUUUGUACAGGUUGGCCAGUGAGGACCUCAUCAUAAAACACAGGUAGGUGGAAGACAAACAGUGUGGCUCAUUGACAAUGUCACUACCUUUUUGUUUUGUUAAACACAGAAUGGACAAAACAUUAGGAACACUCUUUCCCUGACAUAGACUGACCAGGUGAAUCCAUGUGAAAGCUAUAUAUCCCUUAUUGAUGUCACUUGUUAAAUCCACUUCAAUCAUUGUAGAUGAAGGGGAGGAGACAGGUUAAAUCAGGAUUAUUUAAGCCUUGAGACAAUUGAGACAUGGAUUGUGUUUGUGUGCCAUUCAGAGGGUGAAUGGGCAAGACAAAGAUUUAAGUGCCUUUGAGCGGGGUAUGGUAGCAGGUGCCAGGCGCAGCUGUUUGAGUGUGUCAAGAACUGCAACACUGCUGGGUUUUUUACGCUCAACAGUUUCCUGUGUAUCAAGAAUGGUCCACCACCCAAAGGACAUCCAGACAACUUGACAACUGUGGGAAGCAUUGGCGUCAACAUGGGCCAGCAUCCCUGUGGAACGCUUUUGACACCUUGUAGAGCCCAUGCCUCAACAAAUUGAGGCUGUUCUGAGGGCAAAAAGGGGUGCAACUCAAUAUUAGGAAGGUAUUCCUAAUGUUUUGUACACUCGGUGUAUGCUCAUGUGUAAUAUGAUCUGAUCCACUGUAUGUGUCUCCUAGUUUUACCAUUUUAACCAUACCCAUUACAUGAGAUUGAUUGAUUGACUGACUGGCUGGGCUCCCUGCCUGUGCCAUUAAACCCCUACAACUCAUCCAGAACGCUGCAGCCCGUCUGGUGUUCAACCUUCCCAAGUUCUCUCACGUCACCCCGCUCCUCCGCACACUCCACUGGCUUCCAGUUGAAGCUCGCAUCUGUGGUCCUCUGUAGCUCAGCUGGUAGAGCACGGCGCUUGUAACGCCAAGGUAGUGGGUUCGAUCCCCGGGACCACCCAUACACAAAAAAUGUAUGCACGCAUGACUGUAAGUCGCUUUGGAUAAAAGCGUCUGCUAAAUGGCAUAUUAUUAUUAUUAUUAUCUGCUACAAGACAAUGGUGCUUGCCUACGGAGCUGUGAGGGGAACGGCACAUCCGUACCUUCAGGCUCUGAUCAGUCCAUACACCCAAACAAGGGCAUUGCGUUCAUCCACCUCUGGCCUGCUGGCCCCCCUACCUCUGCGGAAGCACAGUUCCCGCUCAGCCCAGUCAAAACAGUUCGCUGCUCUGGCACCCCAAUGGUGGAACAAGCUCCCUCACGACGCCAGGACAGCGGAGUCACUCACCACCUUCCGGAGACACUUGAAACCCCACCUCUUUAAGGAAUACCUGGGAUAGGAUAAAGUAAUCCUUCUACCCCCCCUUACCCCACCCCCAAAAAAAUAUAUAAUAAUAAUAAUAAUAAUAAUAAUAAUAAUAAUUGUAAAGUGGUUGUCCCACUGGCUAUCAUAAGGUGAAUGCACCAAUUUGUAAGUCGCUCUGGAUAAGAGUGUCUGCUAAAUGACGAAAAUGUAAAAUGUAAUGGCUGACUGACUGACUGUGAUUGAUUGAUUGAUCUGUGUCUCUGCAGAAUGGCAGCCCCAGACUCUCCGUGGAUCUCGGGUGUGUGGAGACCGGCCCAGAGUGACGAGAAGUACCAGGGACUGUGGGCUCAGAGCCAGGAGAACCCCGGCUUCAGGAAGACCAGUGAGUUCUGCUUUAAAGCUAGCCUAAAAUCAGUUCCUCCUACCGCAGUUCUUACUGUGACCAGUAUGAGCUGGAUAACAAAGACUGGUCCUGGACCAGUUGAUAAUGCAACUCAAUAGCUCUGGUGGCUAACAUUGCUUUUUAGGUCUGAGGCUAUUCAUCAUGGAAGCAACUACGUCUGCUAUUCAUCAUGGAAGCUCAGUACCUCUGCUACGUAAACAAUACACUUGAUCCAUUCUGCCUCAGAAUUUCUCCAAUCUUAGAUCGAUAGAUAUAAUUUAUUUGACAACUUAAAAAUACAAUUCCAGCCUCACAAGUGGAUGCAUAGCAUUUAACAUUCACACAAGUGGAAACAAGCAUUUUAAAAUCCACACAAGUGGAUGCACAACAUUUAACAUCAUCAUGUGGAACAAAUAGUGGUCCUCUUCUUAUUCCCAGUGUUGCCCAUCACAGCCAAGAAGGACCCCGGCUCUCUGGACGCGGCUGUCCCCAUUGUGCCCGACAACUGCGGUGUCUACGGGGCGUUUUACGUGGACCUGAUGGGUAACAGCCUCAAGACCUUCAACAGCCCUGCCCGAUGCCCCAAGCGGCCCCACUGCCACACCUCCUCCUCCUCGCAGCACGGCGCAGAGACGGUGCGCAUCUCCCAGCCCACCACAGUUGUCAAGACCACGCUGGUCCAGGAUGGCCAGGCAUUGCCAUGGAAACAGGCCUUGCCCUCGCAGCCCAAGAUGGGCGUGCUCAAGGAGUCGUGGGAAAAUAAUUACAAGCGAGGUGAUUGUCAAUAUGGUGUCCUCCUUGCAUGGUUUUGAUGUCCUUGCUAUUGGUGAACGUUGAUCUGUAGUUACUUUUGAGUCACAGACAUUGUCUCCUUUCCCAGAUUGCCAUGCGGUGAGCAGCGCCCCCUUGGUGUCGUCCAGGAGCCAGGCGCUGGCUGUGAGGGGAGUGCCUUACGAACAGAGGCUCAGCCACCUCACACCAGGUACUGUACUGUACUGUCAUCUUAUACCACUCAGACCAUGAAGGAUUUUAAUGCUCAGGAACAAUUAACCAGCGCAUUCACUGCCCCCCAGGGUGUUUAGGGCGGCAGGUAGCUUAGUGUAUAAGAGCGUUGUGCCAGUAACCGAAAGGUCUCUGGUUCUAAUCCCCGAGCCGACUAGGUGAAAAAUCUGUCGAUGUCCCCUUGAGCAAGGUACUUAAUCCUAAUUGCUCCUGUAAGUCGCUCUGGAUAAGACCGUCUGCUAAAUGACUAAAAAUGUAAAUGUAAAAAUGUUUACCUUUUUGUUCUACCCCUUAUUGAUCUAAUCAAGGGCUUCGUGAUUAGUUAUCUUAAAUAUGGUGUGUUAGUGCUGGGCUAGAACAAAUAUGUGCACCCCUGGGGGUUUCCCCAGGAAUGGAUGGUAUAGACAGUGGUGGAAAAAGUACCCAAUUGUCAUACUUAAGUAAAAGUAAAGAUACCUUAAUAGAAAAUGACUCAAGUAAAAGUGAAAGUCACCCAGUAAAAUCGUACUUGAGUAAAAGUCUAAAAGUAUUUGGUUUUAAAUAUACUUAAGUAUCAAAAGUAAAUGUAAUUGCUAAAAUAUACUUAAGUUUAAAAAGUAAAAGUAUAAAUAAUUUCAAAUUCCUUAUAUUAAGCAAACCAGACUGCACCAUUUUCUUGUUUUUUAAAUUUACGGAUAGCCAGGGGCACUCUCCAACACUCACACUGUUUAGUGAGUCCGCCAGAUCAGAGGCAAUAGGGAUGAACAGGGAUGUUAUCUUGAUAAGUGUGUGAAUUAGACCUGCUAAGCAUUCAAAAUGUAACAAGUAUUUUUGGGUGUCAGGGAAAAUGUAUGGAGUAAAAAGUACAUAAUUUUCUUUAGGAAUGUAGUGAAGUAAAAUUUGUCAAAAAUAUAAAUAGUAUAGUAAAGUACAGCUACCCAAAAAAACUACUAAGUAGUACUUUCAAGUAUUUUUACACCACUGGGUACAGACCCACUGUCCUUGACAAUAUUGUUUUUGUUGUUGUUGUGUUGACCUUGGUGCCUGUGUGUAUUUUUCCUCCAGGUGGGCACUCUGAGUGCUUCAAGCCCCUGGCGUCGCCCCGCUUCCUGCACUACUCUGCCUCACUGCACCUGGUAGACAUGCUGCCCCCUCUGCCCAUAGACGACACCGCUGACACACACAGCCUCACCUCAGAGGAAGGGUGAGGAACUUCCUGUUGAAUACUUCCUGACACCAAUUUAUCCGUAGCUUCUCCCAUUCCCCACUCUCUAAUGAGCCACUGCGCUCCACUUCCCUCCAUUUCCUUGGCCAUUAUAGUAAAACCCUAUGGCCUGAAGUGGUUUCCUGUCUACUGCUGGAGAAAAUGAUUGUACUUCCUCCCUGCUCUUAGCCAUGAUGACAGGGCCUUGACACGGCUCAGAGAACGGCAACCAACACCCAGCCAUCAAAUGCCAAUUUACUUGCCCAUGAAUGACAUGUAACCACAGUUUAAACAAAGGAAACUGCUCAAUUCUAGUUAUGGUAUGACUAUUCUCCUGCAAGGAAUACCACUUUUGUUAGAAAGAAAAUUGGAAUAUCUUGUAAUUAUAGUACAUUUAGGCAACUAAGCGUGACGAACGUACGGAGACAGAUCCACUGUCCACCUCCCCGAUUUCGUCGUGGGGGACAAUAAUAUUAGCUGCUGUAUUAUCAAGCUAAUAUUUUGGCUUAAAGGCCCACUCUGUGAUAUAGCCAUUUUGUUAAUUAAUUAAUGAUACAGCAAUUGAUUCUUGAAGAAUAUCACUUAUAAAUGUCUCAUGAAUUUAUUUUUCAUUAUUGGAAAUGACCAUCUGACCCUUUUUUAUCACAUCUAGGUCCAGCAGGUCCACUAAGCUGACAGUAGAUGUCAGGUCUCUCCAGUCUGUGUGUGCUGCGUCUGGUCACCGUGGCCCCCCCACCAACACUAACACCAACACCACUGGCUGCCCCUCCUACAGCUGCCUGUCCACUGCCUCCUACUGCAUGUCAUUGGACGAGGAACAGGACGCAACGAUGACCUCACAGGAUGUCACCCAGUACCUGGAGCGCAGCCCCAAGGCUGAGAAACACAUGUAGGGUUGCCAUGGAAACCUAGGGGUGGCGACUAGGGAAGGGCGAGAGGGUUACUGUCAGAGUCUACUACGUCGAUUGAUAAGGGCUUUUAAACUUAGACAACCAAAAAUGUUGUCAGUAAUAUUUAAUCUUUGACUUGUAAUAAUUGUGUUAUUUUACUACAGUAUUGCUUUACAGGUGUCAGUGUUGUUAGUUUUUACUUUAUUCACCUCUUACCUUACCUAACUUCCUGUUUCCAGCACCACGUUGGAGAAUCCUCCCGCCUCCUCCCUGUCCCGUCCCUUUACUCCCACUCCCACCCUGGGCUAUAUCAAUGGGCCCCUCCCCUCCGACCAACUGGAGGACGGGAUGACUGACGAACAGGAGCCAAUGGGCUUCCGACGGGCCCGGUUUCAGAGCACGCCCUCGUCGCUCUGCAGCGAAUGGGAGGGUUCGCUGUUGAACGGCUGGGGCUCGGUGUCAGAGGGCAACAUGGCGAACAGCACCCGCACCAGCCUCAGCUCGUCGGAUGUCUCAUUCAUGAACGACGCCAACUUUGCCCGGGUGCUUGCCACCGUGGCCGCCGAGUCCAUGAGUGGAGCCUCCUUCUCAGGCAAGAAUACUGGAUAAACAUGAUUAAAACGUUAAUGAUAGGUCCUCUGCAUGUUUUAAUAUGGUUGCACAAAUGUAGCCAAUCAUCAUACUUUAGACAGGUUAUUCAAAUAGGUUAUUCCUUGAGAUUGAGAUGUCUUCCACCAACUGGCACUAGAUGGUGCACUAUUACAAGACGAUCCUUAAAUGGUGCCUUGAAGUCAGAUUUACAUCAGACAUUCAAUGUGAUUCCACUAGCCUCUAUAGUUUGGUCAUCAUAUAUCUGGAUGGAUGUGUCAGGCUACAUCAGGGUUAGGUAUUAUUCAUGAAUUUAACAUUGUCCAUAGUAUUUAACAAAGAACAAACAUUUUACAACUCAUAAAUGGAAUUACAGUGUAUUCCCUCGAGUAGCGGGUAGUGAAAUGGAAUUGACCACACAAUCAGGUGUCACCAGUUUUCAUUUGUGUAGCUUAUUGGCAUGCUCUGUAUCCAUUGGGGAUGUAGCCUAACCUAGAUUUAAGCAGUGCUCUUGUAUUCGAGGAUGCAUAGAUGUGGGAAUUGUCAGUGCUUGUGUGGCCCCUGAAACUGACCUAUGGGACAUAUAGAUGUGAUUGAGGUGAGAGUGUAUCUCACAGACACACACAGUGUAAAGAGAGAAAGUGUGUGUGUGUGUGUUUAAAUGUGUGUGUGCAGAUGCUCAAGUGUGUGUGUGUCCGUGCGUGCGUGUGUUGGGCAGGGGUUAACUCAGGAUUUAGGGGUGGCAAUGGGUGAUUACUUAAGACCUCUCAGCAAAUUAAAGGACUGUCACUUGAUCAAUCACUCUGUCCUUUUUCCAAAUGUGCAGACGGCCGAUUCAACUUUACUCGAUUUGCCCAAUUGUAAACAAAUAAAAAACUAACAAAAAAAACUAGAUGCCCGUGCAUUAAUUUAGUUAACAUAAUUUAAAAAUCCCCAUCAAAAUCUGUCUAAGCUAGAGAUAUCAGUUUUUUUGUAUGCUGCGUCUCAAUCCACUGCAUCUGCCUAUGUCGGCCUUCAGCAUCUGCGGUGGAAGGUGGCAGAGCUACAGCGCUGUUUGUCAGACCAGGAGAUAUCCUGAAAAUUGGUCUCACGAAAACAUCUGUAGCAUCCAAACGGUUGGGGCUACAAACUAUUAUGACACCAAACACGAUGGUGUUCUCCGUUUUGCUCUACGACCCCCACAAGUGUCACGGGACUUGUCUGAUGGUAACCUGGUACCAGUUUUAAAAAAGGAAUGGAAAUAUGGAAGUAGUUUUGUGCCAUAAUAUAUAUUUCCUUAGAUUUCUUAUAUCUCCUAGAUAUAGGGCAUGCAUUUCAAAACCUUAUUCCUUAUGAUGUGUUUUGUUGUCUGUUUUGCCAUAUACAGUAUCUCACAAAAGUGAGCACACCCCUCACAUUUUUGUAAAUAUUUGAGUAUAUCUUUUCAUGUGACAACACUGAAGAAAUGACACUUUGCUACAAUGUAAAGUAGUGAGUGUACAGCUUGUAUAACAGUGUAAAUUUGCUGUCCCCUCAAAAUAAAACAACACACAGCCAUUAAUGUCUAAACCGCUGGCAACAAAAGUGAGUACACCCCUAAGUGAAAAUGUCCAAAUUGGGCCCAAAGUGUCAAUAUUUUGUGUGGCCACCAUCAUUUUCCAGCACUGCCUUAACCCUCUUGGGCAUGGAGUUCACCAGAGCUUCACAGGUUGCCACUGGAGUCCUCUUCCACUCCUCCAUGACGACAUCAUGGAGCUGGUGGAUGUUAGAGACCUUGCACUCCUCCACCUUCCGUUUGAGGAUGCCCCACAGAUGCUCAAUAGGGUUUAGGUCUGGAGACAUGCUUGGCCAGUCCAUCACCUUUACCCUCAGCUUCUUUAGCAAGGCAGUGGACGUCUUGGAGGUGUGUUUGGGGUCGUUAUCAUGUUGGAAUACUGCCCUGCGGCCCAGUCUCUGAAGGGAGGGGAUCAUGCUCUGCUUCAGUAUGUCACAGUACAUGUUGGCAUUCAUGGUUCCCUCAAUGAACUGUAGCUCCCCAGUGCCGGCAGCACUCAUGCAGCCCCAGACCAUGACACUCCCACCACCAUGCUUGACUGUAGGCAAGACACACUUGUCUUUGUACUCCUCACCUGGUUGCCGCCAAACACGCUUGACACCAUCUGAACCAAAUAAAUGUGUCUUGGUCUCAUUAGACCACAGGACAUGGUUCCAGUAAUCCAUGUCCUUAGUCUUCAGCAAACUGUUUGCGUGCUUUCUUGUGCAUCAUCUUUAGAAGAGGCUUCCUUCUGGGAUGACAGCCAUGCAGAUCAAUUUGAUGCAGUGUGCGGCGUAUGGUCUGAGCACUGACAGGUUGACCCCCCACCCCUUCAACCUCUGCAGCAAUGCUGGCAGCACUCAUACGUCUAAAUACGUUCCCAAAUACAACCUCUGGAUAUGACGCUGAGCACGUGCACUCAACUUCUUUGGUUGACCAUGGCGAGGCCUGUUCUGAGUGGAACCUGUCCUGUUAAACCGCUGUAUGGUCUUGGCCAUCGUGCUGCAGCUCCGUUUCAGGGUCUUGGCAAUCUUCUUAUAGCCCAGGCCAUCUUUAUGUAGAGCAACAAUUCUUUUUUUCAGAGAGUUCUUUGCCAUGAGGUGCCAUGUUGAACUUCCAGUGACCAGUAUGAGGGAGUGUGAGAGCGAUGACACCAAAUUUAACACACCUGCUCCCCAUUCACACCUGAGACCUUUUAACACUAACGAGUCACAUGACACCGGGGAGGGAAAAUGGCUAAUUGGGCCCAAUUUGGACAUUUUCACUUAGGGGUGUACUCACUUUUGUUGCCAGCGGUUUAGACAUUAAUGGCUGUGUGUUUAGUUAUUUUGAGGGGACAGCAAAUUUACACUGUUAUGCAAGCUGUACACUCACUACUUUACAUUGUAGCAAAGUGUCAUUUCUUCAGUGUUGUCACAUGAAAAGAUGCACUCAAAUAUUUAGAAAAAUGUGAGGGGUGUACUCACUUUUGUGAGAUACUGUAUGAAUGUGUUAUUCAAUGCGUCCAAUUCUGAUAUUUAUUUUCACUAAUUGGUCUUUUGACCAAUCAGAUCAGCGCAAAAAAAUACCAAUUAGUGGAAAAGUAUCGAAAUUGGGCUGCCUGUGUAAACGCAGCCAUAUUUGUUUAUUAUUCCUCUCUAAUCAGGGACAAAUUUAGACCUGGGACACCAGGGCUGCAUUUACACAGGCAGCCCAAUUCUGACCUUUUUUCAAUAUAUUGUUAUUUUGACCAAUCACAUCAGAUAUUUUUGAGAGCUGAUCUGGUUGGUCAAGAGACUGGACUGUCUGUGUAAAGCAGCCCAGGUGGAUGCAAUUCAUUGUCAGGUAGAACAGAAAACCAGCAGGCUCCGGAUCUCGUAGGGUAAUAUUUGGAUAACCCUGCCCUAUAUAGUGCACUACUUUUGAUCAGGGCUCAUAGGGCUCUGGUUGAAAGUAGUGUACUAUGUAGGUCAGGGUUCUCCGACUGGCGGCCUGCGGGUGGUUUUAUUUGUCCCCCCAAGUUAUCUGAGCAAAAAAUAAAUACAAAAUGCAUUUUAUUUAUUUUUUACAUUUUUGGACAUAAGACUGUAAAAACACCAGGAAAUCAGCUCCAAGUGAUUUAAAUUUGGGAAAUCUGUACCCAAGCAUUCCCAUGCAUAAUAGAAAGACACAUGAUCGUAUACAAAAGUAAGCACGGUUUGAAAUGAUUAUGUUUUAGUCAAAUAUUAUAUCUGUUUGGGCUUCUUGCGCUCAAUUUGCAGUCUACUCAUUAUUUGUAAUUAUGUUUCGGCCCCCCGACCAUCCGCUUAAGAAAAAUUCGGCCCGCGGCUGAGUCUAGUUGAUGAUCCCUGAUGUAGGGAAUAGGGUGUCAUUUAGGACAAAUUCAUUUUCCUCUUUAAUUACUGGCCAAGGGGACACUUCAUUGGCAGGGGGAUCAUUCAUCUGUUUUUUUUACUGUUGAUAUGGUACAAAGAGGCAAUCUCUGGCACUGUAAAAAUGUGUCCCUUCUCUUACAUCUCUUAUCAUGACGUCAGUUGUCGUAUCAUAUCUCUCUGUGUCAUGAUGUCAAUUGUCAUAUAUCUCUUUGUAUCAUGGUGUCAUAUAUCUAAUGUAUUUUGUAAUAUACAGUAUUUCUCUAUCAUGGUGUCAUGUAUCUGUGUGUGUGUUAACUCUAGUUGUGUUCUCCUGUCUCCUCUCCAGACUUCUCUCCCCCGGCGUCGCCCCUCAGUGCCCUGUUCCCUCCAGCUCGAGGGGAAGGAGGGGACUGUUUCGGGGAGCUGGACCCCAUGCCCAUUUGGGACUGGAGCACAGCUUGGGUGGAGGAGAUGGAGGCGCAGUACCGUGCCCAGUACCCCUCCCAGGCAGCAGCAACCCCCGCAUGCGACACCUGGGGGCGUUGCCGUGAUGACCUUCACCAUGACAACCGCCGAGCCACCGAAGGGAGUAGGGGCAAAUGACAAGGGGGGGUGAGGACGACCCCACAGCGAUGAUCCGUUUGAUUAUGAUGAUUUUUGGUCAAAUCCAUUUCAAUGCCAAGACAUUAAUUGAAUUUACUCUUGAUUUGUUAAGUACGAAAGCAUGAGAAAAAACUAUUACAUUUCGACAUGGGUUUCAUUGAUGAUUUUUUAAGUGGUCUUUUUCUGUGAGUGCUUUACAAGUCAUCAGUAGAAGUGUAACUGGGGUUGAAAUGACCAUUCAAUGUCUCCUGUCCAGACCACUAUUGGGUACCUGAACUAGGUUUCCCACAAUACCUCAGGGCAUGGAAAUAGAAUUCCUAGAAUGGACAUCUUCUAUGGUGUCUCUAUGGUGUGUCCUCUGUUUUGUGUUCUCCAUAUGACCUGGUUUGGGCUUUCCAAGAGUUGAACCGCAGCCUCAAAACAACUAAAAAAAUGUUUCCGUCAAAAUUCAGUCAAGUCAUGUCAUAGGUUGUUCCAAAACAAAUAUUUGGAGAGUGUUAUGCUUUUAGUGGCACUGCUACUCUACUACAGCGCUAUUUUUGUCUUCCAGAAUCUUCCAAGCCUGGUUAAAACAGACUGAAUGCACAAUGGUGAGCGCAGCGUUCAGUUGGGUUUAAUAUUAAUUACAGCAUAUUGAAAACGGCAGGAGCGAAUUUGUACAUACCAUUGACUGAUCAUUUAUUUGCAAUAGAAUGUAAAUAUAUGCGACAGAUUUUAUUUAAUGAACCGUGAACACUGUGACUUUCCAACCCAUUUUCUGCCUCUUUUCUUUUCAUCAUACUUUGUUCACACAAGACAGUAUUAUAACGUUUUUUAUUAUUAUUAAAUGUGCUUUUGUCUCUAUUUUUUUUAAUGAGCACUAAACAUUUGUUGUUUGACUAGAAUUUGGAAGAUUUAGUUAUGUUCUGUUUCAGAUUUUGUUUAAUUUCUCUUCCUUUUAACAUGAAACUUAACAUUGAGGGCUGAAUCAUCAACUUCAGAUGUGUGUGCAUGACUAAACUUUUUCGCAAAUCUCCCUUUGACAUCAAUGCAUGACUUGUGUAAAUGUCCUAUGUGUCUGAAGUUAGGAUUUGGCCCUAUGUACCUGCUGAAAUGUGUACAUUGAGCAAUAAGUAGAAUAUGUUUUUCACAUGCUGUAAAGGUCUGGACUAAUAUGUCUCACCUGAGAUGAGGAAUAAUUAUUCCUUUUAUAUAAAUGUUCAUGCAUUACUUAAUAAUAUUAUUUGAAGCUUAACUAACCCAAUGUCUUCUAUUGUGGCCUUAUUGAUAAUAAAACAUAUAAGUCUCA
Messenger RNA from Coregonus sp. 'balchen', 40526 nucleotides. The record is from the annotation of a GenBank genome assembly. NCBI's taxonomy places the organism in Eukaryota, Metazoa, Chordata, Actinopteri, Salmoniformes, Salmonidae.